AACAAAUCUCCAAAAUCGUAAUUUCACCAAAGUUUGUGUUGAAAUAUUAAAAGUUUGUAGAUGAUAUUAAGAUAGUAUUUAUUCUAUACUCUAAGUGUAAAAUGCUGGGUAUUCAGAACUAUGGGAGUAGUUCCGAGGACGAAGGAGAGGAAGUUAAAGGGGCUGUUGAGACGCAGCACAGUAACGAGCGUUUGUUGACUCAUUUAAAACCCGUUGAUCCUGCUUUAUCUGUUGCCAAAACAAUGCAAGUUUGUGCAGCUCCUGUCGUAAUGCCAACAAAUAAUGACGACACCCGGGUCUUCAUAGCUCCGGGUAAAGAAUUAAUGCACAAUCCUACAUUUGAAGAACUGUAUGCACCCAGUUUCGGCCCUGAGAAUCCCUUCCAAACUCAACAAAUGAAGGCAAAUAGGAAUAUGCUAUCGGGAUUUGUAGAACAAGCUCAUGUCAGUGACUUCCAGUUUGAGAAUCAGAGAAGAACAUUCACAAGUUAUGGAUACGCCAUAGAUCCAUCCACAGAGAAAGAUGGUGAUCCUGGAGACUCAAUAGUUGUAUCUGCAAUGAUAGCACCACCAGAAGAAUCGGAAGGAAAAACAGUUUUUGAGACGAUAAGGAAAAGGCCACUUGAUAAGAAGAAGAGAAAUAAGAAUGAUGAUCCUCAAGAUAUUACAGGAUUUCUAGGACCGUGGGGAGGAUAUGUUGGUGAACAAAGAGUAAUGAAGCCAGAAGGUGAAGAAGCAAAGGCUUUAGAGGAAAUAUUAGCCAAGAGACAGAAGAAAGGCAAACAAGAAGAUGACAAACCUUUGGAAGAGAAAUCCAUAUUGCACAGUAGUGACAGUGUGGACUACCAGGGUCGGUCCUGGAUCGAGGCUCCGCGCAGUGAAACACAUCUCCGCAGUGAAACCCCACCUGACAAGUGCUUCUUACCUAAGUCUCACAUCCACACGUGGAAGGGGCACACGAAGGGCGUGGCGGCGGCGCGCUGGUUCCCCGGCACCGCGCACCUCAUGCUCUCCGCCGGGAUGGACUGCAGGGUUAAGAUAUGGGAGGUGUACGGCGAGCGGCGCUGCAUAAGGACGUACUUCGGGCACCGACAGGCCGUCAGGGAUGUCAACUUCAACAACAGCGGGAAACAGUUCCUCUCUGCAGCGUACGACCGCUACAUAAAGCUGUGGGACACGGAGAGCGGCGCGUGCGUGGCUCGCUUCACGUCGCGCAAGGUGCCGUACUGCGCGCUGUUCCAUCCCGACGAGGACAAGCAGCACCUGUUUGUAGCAGGGACCUCGGAUAAGAAGAUUAUUUGUUGGGACACCCGCAGCGGCGAGAUCGUGCAGGAGUACGACCGGCACCUCGGCGCCGUCAACACCAUCACGUUCGUGGACGACAACCGACGCUUCGUCACCACCUCCGACGACAAGAGUCUGCGCGUGUGGGAGUGGGACAUACCAGUAGACAUGAAGUACAUAGCGGACCCGACCAUGCACUCGCUGCCCGCAGUCACCGCCGCGCCCAACGGCAAGUGGCUCGCCUGCCAGUCCAUGGACAACAAGGUCAUCGUGUUCAGCGCACUGAAUAGAUUCAAGAUGAACAGGAAGAAGACCUUCACGGGACACAUGGUGGCCGGGUACGCGUGCUCCGUGGACUUCUCGCCGGAUAUGAGUUACUUGGUGUCGGGCGACGCGGACGGCAAGUGCUACAUCUGGGACUGGAAGACGACGAAGCUGUACAAGAAGUGGAAGGCGCACGACGGCGUCUGCAUCAGCGCGCUGUGGCACCCGCGCGAGCCCAGCCGCCUGCUCACCGCCGGCUGGGACGGCCUCAUCAAGUACUGGGACUGAAUAACACAACCGAGCAACGUUACCAACAUCUAUAUUGUACCCACAACGUGAACCAUGAACCAUCAAUAAAUAGUGACAUGAAUAACUCAAAUAAAAUCUAUUUUAAUUACAA
Plutella xylostella (diamondback moth) is the source of this 1947-nucleotide messenger RNA. Its product is annotated as pre-mRNA-processing factor 17. Lineage: Eukaryota; Metazoa; Arthropoda; Insecta; Lepidoptera; Plutellidae. Gene Ontology annotation, biological process: mRNA splicing, via spliceosome. Gene Ontology annotation, cellular component: catalytic step 2 spliceosome. Gene Ontology annotation, molecular function: protein binding; mRNA binding. The record is from RefSeq and is a predicted model, not a curated record.